CCCCGCCACCGGGGACCGACGUUCUACCCAGUCCCUGAUGCACACCGCUAUAAAAGCUGGUGUCGCCCGCGUUCUCGCCCUUGCUACCUUGGCCCCACCUCCUUCUCUCUCCCACCUCCUCCGUCCACGUCCACGUCCAUUCCCCACCUCGUCUUUCUUUGCAAUGUCUAACUCCAUGGUUCGUGCCUUGCCAGAGUGCUGGGGCCACCGCGGCGCCUCCGCAGCGUACCCCGAAAACACGCUCGCCAGCUUUGACGCGGCCAUCCGGGAUGGCGCCGAGGGCAUCGAGAGCGCAGACGUCCACGUCUCCCUCGACGAUGUCGUCGUCAUGUUCCACGACCCGAGUCUCGAACGCACCACGAACUCGAAAGGUUUGAUCAGAGAGAAGACCUGGUACGGUCAGGAUGGCAUGGAGCACGUGCGGACGACCAAGGAACCCAGGCAGUCGAUCCCGACGUUCGCAGAGACAGUGGCGCUCCUCAUGAAGCCCGAGAACCGGCACGUCAAGUUCAACGUCGACGUCAAGGUGUACAACGACCCGCCACGGCUGUUCGCGCUCAUGCACAAGGCCAUCGCGGCGCACCCCGAGUGGGAAACGCUGCUCGCCCCGCGCAUCAUCCUCGGGCUCUGGCACCCGCGCUUCAUUGUCCACGCGAAGAAGCACAUGCCGUACUGCCGGCGCUCAUACAUCGGCGGCAGCACGGACAUCGCACGUAAAUACUUCUGGGAGCACUGCGAUGCCUUUUCGAUGUGGUUCCCGUCGCUCUCGACCCUGGAUGGUGAACGGUUCCGGAGGGAAUGCAAGCAGUCUGGGAAGCAUCUCAUGGUGUGGACGGUCAACGAGCCCGCUCAGAUGAUGGAGGCGGCACGGUGGGGCGUCAACGCGAUCUUGACAGAUACCACCAAGACAUGGUUGAACAUGCGGACGGAGCUGGACGGCGACUAUGACCGGGUGGGAUCGCAGUACCCACGGUCGUUCCUGUGGAUGGCGCCGUCGUACUACGGUGCGGUGCAGUACGCGCUGUCGCUGAUGGCGAAGCGGAAGCUAGAGUCGGUUGCGGGAUCGUUCGACGUCGCUGAAGACCUGAGCACGCCCACAGCGGUCCGAGCGGAGGCAUGAAGUGGGGGGUCGUUAUCGUUGUCACACGCACAGAUAGAGCUUUGAUCGUCCCUCGCUGCGAUUUGUUAGAUAUACCUUAGUUAGCGAAGAACUUGUACUACUGCUUAUUUUGUAACAUGCCUUUGCCCCCGGG
Molecule: messenger RNA, 1253 nt
Organism: Heterobasidion irregulare TC 32-1
Lineage: Eukaryota; Fungi; Basidiomycota; Agaricomycetes; Russulales; Bondarzewiaceae
Exons: 10
Coding region: 38-1120 (360 amino acids)
Biological process (GO): lipid metabolic process
Molecular function (GO): phosphoric diester hydrolase activity
Source: RefSeq, a predicted model, not a curated record